This is a messenger RNA of Ipomoea triloba (trilobed morning glory), 2169 nucleotides long. RefSeq lists its product as uncharacterized. The transcript has 5 exons. Lineage: Eukaryota; Viridiplantae; Streptophyta; Magnoliopsida; Solanales; Convolvulaceae. The record is from RefSeq and is a predicted model, not a curated record. Bases 178 to 1671 code for a protein of 497 amino acids.
ACUGUUUAGCCAUGGAAACUAGCUUUGUUAUGCAUCAAAGUGCUGUUUAGGCCAAAUGGGGCUUCACCCAUUUCUCCAGAAUUCAUGGGUUUAGCUAGGGUUUUGGAAAAGUUGAAACCCUCCAAUUUAAAUUGUAGACCAAAGGAUUCAUCCUUCGUCGUAAACAUUUAGCACAACAUGCACAUAAUUAAGGGUGCAUGGUCUAUGCCAACAAUCGCACUUGCUACUUGCAAGGACUCUGGGGGAAAGAAGACGAGGAUUAGGCGCUCAAAGGAGGAGAGAAAAUCUAUGGUUGAGACUUUUAUAAAGACAUAUCAGAAGUCAAAUGACGGGAGUUUUCCUUCACUUCGUCUUACACACAAGGAAGUUGGUGGCUCAUUCUACACAGUACGAGAAAUUGUUCGAGAAAUAAUUCAAGAAAACAGAGUUUUGGGGCCCGUUAAGUUAAAUUCGGAAGAGCAGACUGACCAAAUCUCUCUGGAACAACAUCCAUUAGGAUCCCUAUGUACUGAAUCUCAUCCUUCUUUGUCAUCAACAGGUGAAAUUCAUGUUAUAACAGAUGCUGCACCUAACCGUUACCAGGGCACAAUUGAAAACGAUGUUUUAGAUUCCAACAGUCAUUUUCAUGGAGCAGAUAACAGUUUAGAUAAUGGGAAAACUGUCAGUGCUAGAAGUGGGAGAAGCAAAGGGAACGAAGGAUGCGAAGAACCAGCUACAGCUGAUUUUGUACAUGAUUAUAAUGAAAACAUCCAAGAACAACUUUUGCACUCUAAUCGGGAAUUCCCUGUGUCAUAUGAUCAAAAGUUUCGCAAUGAAGAAACUGUUGGGUGCACUAAUACAUUUGAUAAAGAUGAGAAUUCAAGUAAAUCUGGCACAGUCAAUAGUUCAUCUCUUCAUCAACAAGAUGCCACUGAAAAUCAGGUUCAUUAUCUCGGUGUGAACAUUACUGAAGCCUGCAAUCAGAGUCUUGAUGAACAAAUUAUUGAUGGAAGUAGUCCUAGGGCUGAAAAAGACCAAGCGUGUGGAGAAUCAGUCUAUAUAGAGUCACUGAUAACGCAAAUUCCUGAUAAGAAGGUCGAUGGGAUAGAAAAACUAGAAGAGUCAAAAGUUGGGAUAACUCAGAAAACUUCAGAUGUAGUGGUUGAAAAGUUUUCACCGCACGCCAUGUCUACAACAAUUGAUCACCGUGAUGGCAAAUUAAGUGAAACAGGUGAUGCUUCACACAGAACCGGAAGAGAACCCGACGGUGGAAACUUUUCAGAAAAUUGUUCUGGUUUGAUGAGUGAGCAGGUUGAUGUGGCGAAAAGGGAAACCCUGCUGGAAUCUGGAGAGUCAUCUUUGCAAAUUUCAACUUCCUCUCCAAACGAAAUAGCAGGUGAUACUGAAUUCAAAGCUGACGAUUCAUCUGCUAUAAUUAAGACGUCAAAUGGUAGUAGUACCAACAGUUCCCAGACAACAUUUGUUCCCGAGGAGUCCCGUGCAAUCAACAACACACCUAGUGUUCAACGAAAUAGUAUCCACCAGAAAGGACCGAACCCUCCAGUCAGUAGACCAAAUCUUGAAACACGGAAAACUGCAACAGUGACACCCAACAAAUCCGAACCCAAUCCUCUACUGGCCUUAUUCAAGGCCUUCGUGACCGCUUUUGUGAAAUUCUGGACCGAAGAAUGACCCAUUCACUAUUUUCUAUUUUUCUCGAGAACAGACAGUUUAACCGUCAUUUUCACACCCGACUUUUACUCUUUACCCGCUGGCAGGCUGGCAUGGCAAAGGGCGUCGCUUUUGUGUUAAAAAAUAUGCAGUAGUUGACUUAGUUCCCUGUGAAAUGAUCAAGAAUGUGAAGGGAGGUUUGUUUAUUUGUUUGAUUAUGGGUUUGCAGAGUGCAGUGCAUGUGAAAGGUGUAUUUAAUUGUGAUGAAGAUUGAGAGAAGAUGUGUUGUGCCAUGCUCUUACCACAAAUGAACAAAUCCUACUUUAUUCCACUAGAGAUGAGAGAAGAACAUAGGAUUCUAUGAUCCAAAAAUGUGCAUUGUCCUUCAAACACACAGCACAUGGAUCCCAAGAAGGAACACUACCAUCUCUUGUGCUUAUCGCUUUCCCUCACUAUUAUUAAUUGUCAUCUCACCAUUUCAAGACAGCCGUAUCUCAUUAAUAUAAUGUCUUGCACCUA